AUGGCAACAAAUAUUCAAUCUGAAUUAAGUUCAUCUGAAAUUGAACUUGUUAAUCGUGUUCAUGCUUAUUUUCUAAAUAAUAAUCCAACUAAAUUCUUCUAUUUUUAUACAAAUACAUCACCAUUUAGUAAUUUUUAUCCAUGUCAAGUUAUUGAAAAUGAUAUUCAAUUCCAUUGUACAGAACAAUAUAUGAUGUAUCAUAAAGCAAAAUUAUUUAAUGAUGAUGAUAUUGCUCAAAAAAUUCUUGAUGCUAAAAAGCCUGGUCAAUGUAAAGCUUUAGGAAGAAAAGUAAAAAAUUUCAAUGAACAAACAUGGUUAAAUAAUCGAACAAAGAUUGUUUCUAAUGGAAAUUAUCUUAAAUUUACACAAAAUGAAGAUUUAAAAAUGAUUCUCUUGGAACACAAUGAUACAUUAUUAGUCGAAGCUUCACCAAAUGAUCGUAUAUGGGGUGUUGGUUUAUGUGAAAAAGAUCCAUUAAUUACACAAAGAUCUACAUGGAAAGGACUUAAUUUAAUGGGUUAUAUACUUACAGACAUUUCUUAUCGAAUAAUGAACGAAAAUAAAACAAAAUCAGUCUAG
Molecule: messenger RNA, 579 nt
Organism: Rotaria sordida
Lineage: Eukaryota; Metazoa; Rotifera; Eurotatoria; Philodinida; Philodinidae
Source: the annotation of a GenBank genome assembly